AAAAUCAGCCGAUAUCGGGUGUGCGCCGGCCUUUAACCUCAAUUCACCAGAAGUCAUCACACAAAAGAUUGCCUCAUACGUACGUCUCCACGAUGUCCAAACGCCUAAAAACCAAUGACGCCGAGGAAAGCGAAGAGUUCUUUCCAGAUAUCCAGGCUAUAGAGUACCGACCGGACGCCUCACCCGACGAUACGCUAUGCUUCAAACACUACAAUCCGAAACAGGUGGUGAUGGGAAAGACAAUGGAGGAGUGGCUUCGUUUCUCCGUUUGUUUCUGGCACACCUUUAGAGGAACAGGAGCGGACCCGUUUGGUGGCGGUACGUUGGUCAGGCCCUGGGAUGACGGAACCAACACGCUGGGCAACUGCAAGCGCCGACUGAGAGUUGCUUUCGAGUUUUUCACGAAGCUCGGUGUCAAAUAUUGGACAUACCAUGAUAG
Molecule: messenger RNA, 439 nt
Organism: Priapulus caudatus
Lineage: Eukaryota; Metazoa; Priapulida; Priapulimorpha; Priapulimorphida; Priapulidae
Product: xylose isomerase-like
Biological process (GO): carbohydrate metabolic process
Molecular function (GO): xylose isomerase activity
Source: RefSeq, a predicted model, not a curated record